This is a messenger RNA of Saccostrea echinata, 924 nucleotides long. RefSeq lists its product as uncharacterized. Bases 1 to 828 code for a protein of 275 amino acids. The record is from RefSeq and is a predicted model, not a curated record. NCBI's taxonomy places the organism in Eukaryota, Metazoa, Mollusca, Bivalvia, Ostreida, Ostreidae. The transcript is spliced from 4 exons.
AUGCAACAAGUGAAUCCGCACACGGCAUCUUCCCAAAACUUCCGGUUCACGUUUGACAAGGAAGUAGAGUUUGCCUGCACUCCCGGGAGUUUACCAAAGGGAACAAUUGCAAUCACAAAGACUGGUGUAGCCAUCUAUAACCCUCUAACCAGUGCUGAUCUAAAUGCUGUGGAGGGCGACGAUGCGGAGAAAUUUGACCGAUGUAACGGUCACUCGGACUCCAAUGGUGUUUACCACUACCAUCAGUCACCAGAGUCAUAUAACUGUGGAGAUACCUACACUGCAGAGUAUGAUCAGUUCAUUGGUGUUGCCCUAGAUGGGUUUCCAAUUUACGGUCCUCGUGCUUCCGACAAGGGAACGGAGCCACUGACUUCAGAUGACCUUGACAUUUGUCAUGGUCGCAUGGUGGACGGAAAGUACCGAUACCAUUUGACCUCUGAUUUUCCUUACGUCCUGGGGUGCUUUUGGGGAGCUGGUGCCAGAGAUAACUCACAGAGAGUGUCUUAUACUUGUGAUAAAAGUGUUGGAACAGAUCUGACAGAAUACGGAUAUCUAUGUAGCAAUGUCGACCAGCGAAACGUGGACUCCACUGUCUGCUCCAGUUACCCUGGAACCGUAGAUGUGACAACAGAUGAUGAUGAUGAUGUUGCUACAGCGGCCCCCACCACAGCAGCUCCUACCGAGGCCACUACUGAGGCAACGACACAAGCUUCAAGAACCCGACGUCCUAGAAAAGGGGGACUUAGGUCCAAGGAAAACAAACCCAAUCCUGCUAGAGAAGCUUACCUCAAACAGUGGCUCAAACGGCUUCUUGAGGAGACCAAAUAAUUCUUUUUGUACAUAGAAUGCAAUAUAUAUAUAUAUAUAUAUAUAAAACAGAGCACAUUGUAUUUCUAUCAGAUAAGCUUCAUAAAAAUUGAUAUA